Fusarium subglutinans is the source of this 1341-nucleotide messenger RNA. RefSeq lists its product as uncharacterized. The transcript is spliced from 3 exons. Lineage: Eukaryota; Fungi; Ascomycota; Sordariomycetes; Hypocreales; Nectriaceae. The record is from RefSeq and is a predicted model, not a curated record. Bases 1 to 1341 code for a protein of 446 amino acids.
AUGCCAGAGGGGCGUUCUAAAGAACAAGCUCCCGAAGAACAAGCCUCGGAAGGACAAGCCUCAGAACAACAGGCUCACGAAGAACAAGCUCCCGGAGAACAGGCCCCAGGGAUCAGUCCUGAGUGGAUUGAGCAGGAAAAGCGCGCAGAGCGUGAGAGACAGGUCAUCCGUAAUAAAUCGUAUAUUGUUGAUUCGCACUUGGCUCUCGAUCGCAAGGACGAAUCUGUCAAAAACAAUUGGAAGAACCUUUGCCGCAGCAUUGGCACCCUUGUGAAUGUCAACGGCAGCCUUGAUGGUGUUACCUGGGACAGUCUCGAUGAAACCCUUCAACAGAAGUUCGUCAGCUAUGCCCCUAAUGCAGAAGAGCUUUUUGAAGUAUAUGGCAUGAAACAGUGCCAACCCAACCCAACAGAUCACCACUUCCCCCACUUUAAGGAAGUUGAGUCUCGCAAGUUUCCACAUUGGAGAUUUACCACGAUGGAUCUCUACAUGUCCCUCAAAGACUCAGCAAAGUGGAACUUCCGGCGGAUUGACCCUACCUGUGUCGCCCCGAUCAUUGCCAAGGCGCUCGGCCGAUAUUUCCCAGAGGAGUACGGCGAAAGAGAUCCCACGGGCGGAACCACCUACCCGGCUCUUGAAAGUUUUGCUAAUACCGUGACCGAGAUGGAGUUUCUCUUCGACGCCAACCUGUCUUUCUUCUCCCAUGUUUUUCAACACCCCGUCACUCAACAAUGCUGCGGGUUUACUUUCCGGCAUGAACUCGAAGGAAUAGAGGGCCAGGCUAUGAAAGACCAUUAUGGUGGUCUCAGCCUUAAUGAACAGGGACAAAAUGUCGAUCUUGUAGUUAAUCCUAUGCUGCUGAAGCGUGGGAAUUACGAUGGAUACGAUUACCACGUCAAGAGAGCUAUGUAUCCCAUGGAAGUCUGCGUGGCUUGGCUCGAGGCUUACCGCAACCUGCAAAAUUCGCCAGAAGAGGACGAAGAGGGAGAACAGGGGGGAGAAACAGGCGAUGCGACUGCGACUGCGGAGGAGAAGAGCGAGGGACAUGACGAGGAUGGCAACGGGGAGGGUAAAGAAGUAGAGGGGCUGGCAAAUGAGGGGGAGCAGAGCACAGUGGAAAUGGACAAGGACGAGGAUGACAAGAACGAAGAUGAUGAAGCGAUAACCGAGGAGGGGGGAAAGAAUAACAAGACCAAGGAGAGGGGAGACGAGGAGGUAGAUGAGCGCGAGGAAGAAGGUGAUCUAACAAAGCAGGAGGAGGAAAAGAGAAACACAAAGAACACGACCAAGAGCAAGAGAAAGAACAGGAAAAAGAACAAGAACAAAGGGAAGCGUCGUUAA